Ilex paraguariensis (yerba mate) is the source of this 1579-nucleotide messenger RNA. NCBI's taxonomy places the organism in Eukaryota, Viridiplantae, Streptophyta, Magnoliopsida, Aquifoliales, Aquifoliaceae. The record is from the annotation of a GenBank genome assembly.
AUGGCUUAUGAAAUAAAUGAGCAGAAGAAGAUUGGGCUGGGUCUCAUCGGUUUUGGUAUCUUUUUCACAUUUCUCGGUGUUCUCCUUUUCUUUGAUAGGGGUCUGCUUGCUCUGGGAAAUAUACUUUGGUUGGCAGGGGUGGCCCUGUUACUAGGUUGGCGUUCCACAUUGCAACUUUUCACUGACAGAACAAACUACAAGGGUUCUUUGUCUUUUCUUCUUGGACUCUUCUUGUUAUUUGUUCGUUGGCCAGUCGUGGGUAUAAUCUUGGAAUUAUGUGGCUGUGUUUUUCUCUUCGGUGGUUUCUGGCCAUCUGUCAAGGCGUGUCUUUUUCAGAUUCCAGUGUUUGGAUGGAUUUUACAGUAUCCACUUCUGGUGAGUUGUACUUUAGCGUUUUUGGGGUUUUAAGCUCAAUGGGUUCAUACUCACUUUCUCCAUUAUGUUAUUUUGGAUCCAAUAGAAAUGAUUUUCUCACUGGUCAUUAUAUUUUUAUAGUUAACGUUAUGAAAGUUCCCUUUCACUUUAGUCUUAUAUUAUUUUAUUGGCUUUUGGACACGAUAAAACCAAAGAGACCGAAGUAUUGCCAUCAAUAAACAAUUCCAAGUGGCUAGGUGCCAUUCUCUUAUUCCAACUUCUUCAUCAUUUGUGAUGCAAUGGACACAAGAAAAAAUAGGAUUGUCUCAGUGGAAGGACGACUUGCAACUGCAGAGACUUAGGAUCCUUAUUCUUCCUAAAAACAUAGAAUUUCAUCUACAACAACUUGUUCAAUCACUUGAACAAACUAUUCCAUAAACCACACUCAAAGGAACUAUGAAUGAAUAAAUGAACUUUCAACUCUCCACUUCUCAGACUAGUAAAAUAAAUUUUUGUGUUCAUCCUGUUAAGGACAAUAUAUCAGACAAAGACUGGACUUUUGACUUUUAAAGGAACUUGUGCUUUCUAAAUGAGUUUAUGUAGAGACAAAGACUCAGCAUUUUGGGAGCUUGUGAGGUAUGAACAAAAGGAUCUAAAAGAGAAAUUAUCGAACUUAUCUGCAGUCCAAAGUUUACAGUCAUGCAUGAGAACAAGAAGAAUUAAAAACUGACGAGUGUCAAACAAAUAAGCUAAAUCUGCUAUUUCUCUAUCAUUGAGAUGCCCAAAGAGGUGGAAAUCCCUAGAAUUGAUAAACUGGAGAUAGGAGUCUCUUGGAGUGAGGAAAGUUGGUAAAAAAAGUGGAAAAACAAUAUUAAAUGAUGAAAGUUGUACCCAAAUAUCCUCCCAAAAUGAACUUGUAGAACUAUAUCCAACUUUAUAACAAAUCAAAUUAAGAAAAAUACACUAUUUCUUUGAAUGAAUCCUAGUACUCUAAAUUUCCUUGUGCCAAAGGGAUUUAGGUUCUAGCAUGAAUCACCAUGACCAUUUCCCUCCAUUUACCUACAAGGGAAAUGAUUUUAGAGACCAAAUUAUCAAGGCCCAAGUCCUUUUCAACUCCAUUAUUCACACAGUCUCCUAGUCUACAUAAUCUCGCCUUUCAUCUCCCACACCUGACCAAAUUGCUUUUUGGCUCAGUGCUUUCGAACACGACAAUGACACCAACAAU